Linum trigynum is the source of this 689-nucleotide messenger RNA. Lineage: Eukaryota; Viridiplantae; Streptophyta; Magnoliopsida; Malpighiales; Linaceae. The record is from the annotation of a GenBank genome assembly.
CUUCACUCGCUCACACACUCAUCGUCGUAUAAAAAAAAAAACGAAAACGAACAAGGGUUUGGUCUUGUAGUGAUAUCGCAACCUGGUGGUUUUAGGUUCGAAUCUCUUAAAACGGACUACGGUGAUCAAUCAUUCAUGGCCAGCACGACCAGUUUGGUGAUCAUCCUAGUGCUGUUCAUCUCCGCGCCAACCACCGCCACCGCCCAGGACCAGGAGGCUCCCAGGCUGCCCGUGGAGCCCUACUGGGAAUGCAACGGCGGCGACGGCGGCGACGUGGGCACGGCGGUGCAGAUGAAGCAGAUCCUCGUCCAGGACCUGGCCAACGUGGUGCCCGGCCGGCUGAGAAUGAACUACUGCAACGUGUACACGCUGAACGGGCUGCAGAUGUUCGGGUUCGCGGAGUGCACGAUCCACGGCGCCCCCGGCGACGUGCCGGGCUGCCGGCAGUGCUUGUCGGAGGUGGGUCAGCAACUGACGCAGAACUGCGACGACACGGGUGUGGGUCACGCCUGGGAUGUCGCCGAGAGCGGUUGCUACUUCAAGGUCGGCUUCUCCCGAGACGUUUGUCCCCAAGGUGUGGCGGCGCCGGAGGCCGUCGAGUCGUAACGGCCAUGUUGCUGCCCGGUGAUACGAUUUCCCUUUUUCGUUAAUAAAAUUUGGUCGCCCCUUUAUAAAAGAUAUAUAAAAAA